CCAACCAAAACUCAAACCCAAACGAAAAAGUCGAAAUCCCAAAAACGUUUGAAUGUAAUAACAAAAGCGCCAAAUCUUUGAAUAUUAAGCUAUCAUGGCGCCUCUGCACACACUCUCUCUUUCUAUCAGCACAAACUACAAAGCUCUCCCUCUGGUCAGUCACUCACUCCACAUUCCUCUCUCUCUCUCUGUUCGUCCACUCCAGAUUCGGAAUAUAUAAGAUUUGUUAUCUGAAGCAGAGGGGGAGAGAGACGACAAUGGCGGACAAGGAGAACUGUGUGCGUGUCACGCGCUUGGCGAAGAAGAGGGCAGCAGAGGCAAUGGGAUUGGCCGAGCCUAAGCAACAGCCUGCUACCAAGAAGAGGGCGGUGUUGGGUGAGCUACCCAAUUCGUUCAAUUUCACGGGGAAUCGGAAUCUGGGUUCUGAGCCUAAAAAGCAGAAAUGUAGGUCGAAGAAGAAUGUGAAGAAGGAGAUUGUGGAGACAUCGAGUGAGCAUAACAUUGAUGCCGAAUUUAUUGAUCCCCAAAUGUGUGAUGCUUAUAUCUCUGAGAUAUAUGAGUAUCUUCAUAAUAUGGAGAUGGAGGCGAAGAGAAGGCCAUCUCCAGAUUACAUUGAAAAAGUUCAGAAAGAUGUUACUUCUAACAUGAGGGGGAUACUGGUGGAUUGGUUGGUGGAGGUUGCAGAGGAGUACAAUCUUCUCUCUGAUAGUCUGUAUCUAACUAUCUCUUACAUCGAUCGAUUCUUGUCAAUGAAAGUUCUCAAUAGGCAAAGGCUUCAAUUGCUGGGUGUUUCUUCAAUGCUCAUAGCAUCAAAGUAUGAGGAGAUCAGUCCUCCACAUGUGGAAGAUUUCUGUUACAUUACGGAUAAUACAUACACCAAAGAAGAGGUGGUGAAGAUGGAAGCUGAUAUACUCAAAUCCCUCAAGUUUGAAAUGGGGAAUCCCACAAUUAAGACAUUUCUCAGAAGAUUCAACAGUGUGGCUCAAGAAGAUUAUGGGACUCCUAAUUUGCAGUUGGAGUUUAUAGGGUACUACCUAGCAGAGCUAAGUUUGCUGGAAUAUGGCUGUUUGAAAUUCCCACCUUCUUUGGUGGCUGCAUCUGUUAUAUUUCUUUCGAGAUUCACAAUCCAAUCGAAGUUUCAUCCCUGGAGUUUGGCCCUACAACAAUACUCGGGUUAUAAACCAGCAGAUUUAAAGGAAUGUGUUCUUAUAUUACAUGACUUGCAAUUGAGUAGACGAGGAGGAUCUUUGGUGGCUGUGAGAGAGAAAUAUAAGCAACAUAAGUUCAAAUGUGUGUCGACGUUGUCUUCUCCUGCUGAAAUACCAAAUUCCUUUUUCGAAGAUAUUGAAGAAUGACAUAUUUUGGCCACUAGGAUAUAGGAUUUUAGGUUUUUACUGACCAAGACGAUCACUUUGUGGAUAAAGCUUUGGAAACGAUCACUUCGUGGAUAGAGCUUUGGAAGCCGGAUGAAUGUCUUGUUGAGUAUUCUUUUCACUGGAAGAUUGGUUUGUUCUGCUGCCUAAUCCUGCUUGAUGGAGGUGAUCUUCUAACUGAUUUAGCUGUCCCAAGCUGCCAGUGUGAUCUAACGCUUGGAGAAGCAUACACUGAGCACAAAUGGAAUUGCUAACACAGGUUUUUACUGAUAUUACUGUGGAGGUUCUUUGUGACAUAGAUAAAAUGUUUUUGAUUUUUGUGUUGUAAGUUCUAACCUUAGAUCAUGCUGACAACUAUCUUGUAGCUUAGUUCACUGAAUGGUUUUUGAUUAAGGAUUUUGUGUGCAUUGUUUGA
Cornus florida is the source of this 1788-nucleotide messenger RNA. Its product is annotated as putative cyclin-A3-1. Gene Ontology annotation, cellular component: nucleus; cytoplasm; cyclin-dependent protein kinase holoenzyme complex. Gene Ontology annotation, biological process: regulation of cyclin-dependent protein serine/threonine kinase activity; mitotic cell cycle phase transition. NCBI's taxonomy places the organism in Eukaryota, Viridiplantae, Streptophyta, Magnoliopsida, Cornales, Cornaceae. The transcript has 7 exons. The coding region runs from base 258 to 1355 and encodes 365 amino acids. The record is from RefSeq and is a predicted model, not a curated record. Gene Ontology annotation, molecular function: cyclin-dependent protein serine/threonine kinase regulator activity.